Conger conger (European conger) is the source of this 1099-nucleotide messenger RNA. It is a transcript of the gene glcci1a, whose product is annotated as glucocorticoid induced 1a. The record is from RefSeq and is a predicted model, not a curated record. NCBI's taxonomy places the organism in Eukaryota, Metazoa, Chordata, Actinopteri, Anguilliformes, Congridae. The coding region runs from base 1 to 1029 and encodes 342 amino acids. The transcript is spliced from 7 exons. Gene Ontology annotation, biological process: podocyte development. Gene Ontology annotation, cellular component: cytoplasm.
AUGCAUCGGGAGCAACACGGAACCGACGACAUCGAGAGAAGCCCCAGCCCCGCCAGCCCGACGCAGUCGCCGGCCAACCCGGGAGGAAACGGGUCGGUGGACGUCAGGCUGACCCGCAAUACGGACACGGUCGCCGCCGGACACACAAGACCCGAUCGCCCGUUCGCGGAGACUCAGUGCAGUAAGCUGGACAGCAGAGGGGGAGAGUGCGUUUCUCCACAGCAAGGACCCAGCCAAGCGCAGGUGUCCAUGUCGAAGCCCGGCCCGAUGCCGCUGUCCAACAUCACGGUGCCCAAGGCCACCAUCUCCAGAGUGCCCAGCAGCAUGGAGGGCAUCAACCACGAGCUGGAGAAGGUGUUCAUCAGAGACAGAGAGGAGCUAAAGGCGUUGGAGGUGCCAGACGGGCGGCGGGCGCCCUUCCCCCCCCAGCAGCGGAGUAGCAGCACUCACAGUGUGGACCCCCAGGCCCCCGCUGCCCCCCCAGCCCCCGGCAGAUCCAGCAGCUGCUCCAGCCUGUCCCCCUGCCCCUCCCCCGCCUGCCCCCCUGGGUCCCGUGACGACAGCCCCUACUACCCCGAGGACAAAGACAGCGGGAGCAGCUCCCCCCUGCCCAAGCUGGCCUCGUCCCCCAAACCCAACAACAGCUACAUGUUCAAGAGGGAGCCGCCCGAGGGCUGUGAGAGGGUGAAGGUGUUCGAGGAGAUGGCCUCUCGGCAGCCUGACUCGGCCCCCCUGUUCUCCUGCCCGGAUAAGAACAAGGUCAACUUCAUCCCUACAGGCUCCGCCUUCUGCCCCGUCAGACUGCCCGCCCCCUCGCUCUCCGCCCCCGACGACGGUGGCCCCGCCCCUGACGACGCCCCCGGCCCCAGCUCCGCCCCCAUGGGCAGGCUGGCUCCGCCCUCUCAGGUCUCGGCGAGCACCAGCACAGAGGACCUGCCCCCUCCCGGUGAAUCGCCCCCAACCCCCACCCAGCAGCAGGGCACGCCAUCGCAGCCCCAAGCCCCAAACCAGGACUCUGACAUCAGCUAGUGCACGGCAGAGCCGGCCUCUGUCUCUGUCUCUCUCUCACACACACACACACACACACACACACACACAC